AUGAAAUCUACUUCAAAUCAUUCUUCGUUUUCUGGAUUCCCAGACACCAAUAUUGAGCUUGACCAAGUUAUAAGAGAACAUGGGGCUGAGCUCGAUAAACAAUUUGAGACUAUGACUCAGAGGACAAAAACCUAUACACAGGAUGAAGUUCAGUCGUUGCAUAAACAAUACAAUGCAAUUGUUGCCCAAAAUAAAGAAAAAGAGAAAAAAGUAAAUGAGCUAGAAAGGUUGAUCGAAAGGCUAAAAUUACCAAAAAAAGAGCCAAGCUUAUUGAUGCACUCACGGCUAAGCUGAUGCAACACUAACCGAGAUUGAGCAUUUUCAAACGUUGACGGCAAAGCUGAAGAAAUCAGUGAAGAAAUCGAAGAUUUCGAAUCAAAAUACCAAGAAGAGCUCAUAUACACCAAAAACUUAACUUCAAUGUACCAAGAAGAACGAGAAGCACUAAUCGUUUAUAAAGAAAGAGCAAAAGAAGUCGAAAAAUUAAUCAGCCAAAUAAUGAGCCAAUAUGAAAAUGUCAUGAGGGCUAAGAAUAUUGCAAUAAGUUUCGAAAUCCGAACAAAUGGAGAAUUAUCAAGAUUUAACCAAUUUUUGAAGGAAAAAAGAAAUGAGUAUCUGAGAAAAGUGAAAAAUAAAACUUUUGAACUGAGUGUGGUAGAAACUGAAAUUAAUGACAUUAUUGAAAGAAUGGGGAAACGGUCGCUAAUCCAAAAGGUAAAUUUUAAUUAGCAACAAAUAAGCUUGACCCAGCAAGUUUUUGCAUUAGCAAAAGCAGAAAAAGAAGAAAAUGAGAAAUCAAUGAUAAUGAAAGAAAAGCUAAAAGAAAAAAUUGAAAAUUAUGAGCUAUUGUUUGGGCAGCUUUUAAUUAAAUUAGGAUUAGAAGGGGAUAGUUCGAUACUGAAGACUGAAACUGUCAGCGAAAUAAUUAGCAGAUAUAACCAUUUGUUAUUUGUGGAUGGGUCGUUAUCGGAGAGAUAUUACCAUUUGUCACAGUCUCAUAUUGUCAAGCUUGAGGAGUACCAAAACAAUCUUAACGAGCUAAACCAUUUUUUAGAAAAUCUUCAGCCAGCUGAAAAAGAACAGUUUUCAAUUUUGACAAAAAAUUCAAGCAAUAAAGGCAUUAGUGACGACCAAAUAAUGGAAACUGAAAAAAUGAUUUUUAAGCUUUAUAUUCAGCUACUAAACACUUCCACACAAAUAUGCCAAUUAUUCAAGCCAAUAAUGCAGAACUCUGACGUCCCUCAGACUUUACAAAAUAUAGUCGAAAUUUUUUCUGAAGCAGUGAAUAUUUUUAAUAAAGGAUUUUUAGAAAAAAGAAAGCCAAGCCAAGAAGACAAAAAAAAGCUUUCAGCUUUUUUUAAAACUGAGGUAGAAAUCGCUGACAAAACCAUUGACAAUUUUGUGUCAAGUUUAUCAUUUGCUUCACUCUCCAAAGGAGAAAUAAAAGAAAUUUAUAUGAAAUUGAUAGGAAAUAACCAUGAAGCUGAAGCUUUUGUAAAGCUGUUUCACUCAUCACUUAUAUUAACACAUUUUACUACAAAAGACUCAUUGCAAAAAUUUUUAGAAACUUCUGAUAAGCCAUUUGAUAAUUUGUCAGAGCUUUUAUUUUCAUCUUUGUCUAUUUAUCAAUCUCAAUUUAUCAUAUAAAUUCUGAAUAUACUGUAAAACUGAUAAGGCAAUUUCUGAAAUUAUUUUAAAAAAAUAAUUUUUUAUAUUAAAAAAAUAAAUAAAUAAAGCAUAGAAUUUUAAAUUCCACGCUCAUGAGAAUUAUCAUAGAUUCCAGCAAAUGCGAAAAAGAACUAAAUGGACAAGUUAACACCCUUCAAAAUGAAAAUAAAAUUUCUUUAAAUACUACCAAAAAGCCAGCAUUGUAUCCUAAAAAAAUGAUCAGAAAUAAAGAACAGAAAUUUUCGAGACAAGAAGAAUCGUUCAAGCUUUCUGAUCUCCGGAAUAACUCAUUUUUAGACGUCAGCAAAGAAAAUGAAGAAGAAAAACCUUUAACAAGGCUUGAAGUUAAGCGGCCAAGCACAGUCACUGCUAAUAAAACUGCAAGAACUGCCAAUACAAGAGAAGAAAGACUCCAAAACACCCUUAAAGAAUUUUUAGAGCUUGAGCGGAAAAUAAAAAAUCUAAAAAUGAACGAAAAUAAAGCCCAGAACUAUAAAAGUGGAAUCGCGGAAAAAAUCCAUGGGCCUUUAAGAUCAGUCAGUUUACCUCAUAUUUCGUCAAGAGUCAAAUCGGCGCUUAAUAGGGAUAAAACUGCUUCAAGGCUUAAAAACCUGCUAGAGAGUACCCAAGGGUCAUUUAAAACAGCUAAUCUAUUGUAA
Molecule: messenger RNA, 2327 nt
Organism: Blepharisma stoltei
Lineage: Eukaryota; Ciliophora; Heterotrichea; Heterotrichida; Blepharismidae
Source: the annotation of a GenBank genome assembly